Molecule: messenger RNA, 910 nt
Organism: Cricetulus griseus (Chinese hamster)
Lineage: Eukaryota; Metazoa; Chordata; Mammalia; Rodentia; Cricetidae
Source: RefSeq, a predicted model, not a curated record
GACUGUAUCCCAUGAUUCUUUGGCAUUUGGCACCUGGUGUGCUUGGGAAAUGAAACUAGACAAGAGGAAUGUGAGAGGAAAGAGAAGGAAGCAAAGCUAUCUUUCCCUUUCACAUUUUCUUGAGUUUAGUAAUAUCAGGAAAUAGGAGAAAAUUCAACCAUGGCCCCAAGGAAGAGAGGUGGACGCGGAAUUUCGUUUAUCUUUUGCUGUUUCCGAAACAAUGACCACCCAGAAAUCACAUAUCGGCUUCGAAAUGAUAGCAACUUUGCACUUCAGACCAUGGAGCCAGCACUGCCCAUGCCCCCUGUGGAGGAGCUGGAUGUCAUGUUCAGUGAACUUGUGGAUGAACUUGACCUCACAGACAAACACAGGGAAGCCAUGUUUGCACUUCCAGCGGAGAAAAAGUGGCAGAUAUACUGUAGCAAGAAAAAGGUAAGAUAAGCAUUGUGAUCACAGUUAACUACAAGAGUAUCACUUCUGAUUUCCUCUGCUCUGGAAUUUCAUCAGCAGGACUCAGAAAGCUCUUUGUGAGGUGGAGACCAGUUUGAACAUGUCAUGUUGAGUGUGGCCUUGCGGCUACACACAGAUGUUAUUUUUAUGAGCAGGUCACUGGGCUCCAGCACCUGUUACUAUAACUUAUAAUUGUGUGUAAUUGAGACCUAAAAUAACAAAGGAUUGCAUGAAAUAGAAGCAUCUCCCCUGCUUCUUUGUAGCAGUUUGUAUCCAGGUAGAUUAGGGUAUCAUGGCUUUAUGUUUACAUAAUGUAGUAAAACGUUACAUUUUUUUGCCUCUAUAGUGUAGCUUCAUUGUCCCCAUAGUUCAAAGUGCUCUUCAGCCAUUUCACAUUCCAGAGUAAAGAAUGAGAAAUGAGUCAAAAGGAACAUACUCUCUACUCCUACUUUUAGGGACA